AUGAGACUGACGUUUGGGACUCUGCCCAUCAAGGACAACCCUUGUGCAUCUCUGUCUAGUGUCACUGUUGGUCUGUGUCUUCUCACCCUCCUCCUGAUGGCCCUCAGGGGCCGAAAGAGCCACCAUCAUUCCUCCCAUUGGGACCACACAAAAUAUCCCCCUCCUCCUGGCCCCACACCGUGGCCCCUUGUCGGCAACCUGCUCCAGAUGGGGGACCAGAUUCAUCUUUCUCUAACUCGAUUAAGGCUCCAGUAUGGUGAUGUGUUCAAGAUGCGUCUGGGCUCUUUGACUGUUGUGGUCCUGAGUGGAUACACCACCAUCAGACAGGCGCUGGUUCGACAGGGGGAAGCUUUUGCUGGGCGACCUGACCUUUUCACCUUUUCUGCUGUUGCCAACGGGACCAGCAUGACCUUCAGUGAGAAGUACGGACCGGCCUGGAUGCUCCACAAGAAGCUGUGUAAGAAUGCCCUCAGGUCUUUCUCCCAGGCUGAGCCCAGGGGAUCUGGUGCCACGUGCCUGCUGGAGGAACAUGUCUGUGCUGAGGCUGCAGAGAUGGUGGAGGUGAUCUGGGAGCAACUUGCUGCCAAAGGGGAAACGGGCCAAGAUACGACGGGUAUAGAUCCCGUGAUACCCCUGGUAACCUCUGUGGCGAAUGUUGUCUGUGCCCUCUGUUUCGGGAAAAGGUAUGACUACAAUGACAAGGAGUUUCUCACUGUUGUCCACAUCAACAACGAGGUCCUGAGGAUCUUUGCAGCAGGAAACCUGGCCGACUUUUUCCCUGUCUUUCGCUACUUUCCGAGCCCAUCUCUGAGGAAGAUGGUCCAGCACAUUCGUAGGAUGAAUGGAUUCAUGGAGCGCAGCAUUGAGGAACACAUCAAUACUUUUGAUAAGAACUGCAUCCGGGACAUUACAGAUGCUCUGAUUGCAAUUUGUGAGGACAGGGAAGAAAAUAAAGAAACGUCUGUGCUCUCCAACUCUCAGAUCAUUCAUACUGUUAUAGACAUCUUUGGAGCAGGAUUUGACACCAUCAUUGCUGGUUUACAGUGGAGCCUGUUGUACCUCAUUAAGUUUCCUGACAUCCAGGACAGAAUACACCAGGAGAUAGAUGACCAUAUUGGCACAGCCAGACUGCCCAGGUUUUCAGACAAACCCAAGAUGCCUUUCACGGAGGCAUUCUUAUAUGAAGUGUUUCGUCAUGCCUCCUACGUCCCCUUUACCAUACCUCACUGCACCACAAGAAAUAUCACCCUGAAUGGAUACUUCAUUCCUAAAGACACAUGUGUCUUCAUUAACCAGUAUCAAGUCAAUCAUGAUAGUGAUCUUUGGGGUGACCCAGACACAUUUCGUCCUGAACGCUUCCUGGGUCCAUCAGGACUCCUCAAUAAGGAGCUGACAGAGAAGGUCCUCAUCUUUGGCAUGGGGAAGAGACGUUGUCUUGGCGAUGGAUUUGCACGCUUGGAGAUGUUUGUCUUUCUCACCACACUGCUCCACGGGCUGCGGAUUGAAAAUGUUCCAGGGCAGGAGCUGGACCUCAGCACCGAUUUUGGUCUGACUAUGAAACCACGUCCUUAUAGGAUUACCAUCUCCUCAAGGUUUUAGAUCGUCAUAAAACCCAAAUGGUGCUCUUUGUGGAAUAUCACAACACAUAUACUAAUUAUUAUUUUUAUUAGCCACCAUCUUUGGCUAACCUUGAUAACACUGCAGAGAUGCAGUACCUCUCAUUAUACCUUGUUCAUAGACUGGAGUUUUUGUUUUGGCAAAUGUGGUAAAAACCAUGAACAACAAAAGGGAAAUAUACUGUAUGCAUAAAUGUGCUUCUAAUAUAAUGAAAAAUAGCUAGAAAUAAUAUUGAAUAUGAACUAACUUCAUGUUUAUAUUGAACACAACAUUUACUGAGU
Lates calcarifer (barramundi perch) is the source of this 1898-nucleotide messenger RNA. RefSeq names its product cytochrome P450 1A1. The record is from RefSeq and is a predicted model, not a curated record. The transcript has 7 exons. The coding region runs from base 1 to 1599 and encodes 532 amino acids. Gene Ontology annotation, molecular function: heme binding; oxidoreductase activity, acting on paired donors, with incorporation or reduction of molecular oxygen, reduced flavin or flavoprotein as one donor, and incorporation of one atom of oxygen; iron ion binding. NCBI's taxonomy places the organism in Eukaryota, Metazoa, Chordata, Actinopteri, Centropomidae. Gene Ontology annotation, biological process: progesterone metabolic process; hormone biosynthetic process.